Molecule: messenger RNA, 2810 nt
Organism: Sturnus vulgaris (Common starling)
Lineage: Eukaryota; Metazoa; Chordata; Aves; Passeriformes; Sturnidae
Source: RefSeq, a predicted model, not a curated record
CUCCUAAAGUUCCUUUCUUACUUAGAUGGGCUUAAUUUUACUUCUAAGCACUCAGUCCAUGUCUGUCACAUCUGAGCACUCUAAAAUGCACAGCUGAAACAACUUGGCAAAAACACAAGUUUGGGCCCAUGCUUGGUUAAUUUUCAACAAUGUAGAUUUAAUGUCAAAGUUCAAGCGUGCCGUAUCAGUGAUGUCUUCCAGAAACCUUUUCAAAACUACUCAGAAACAGACAUCAGUAUCAAUUAAAAAAGGUGACAUGAAGGAGCCUGAGAAGCCACGUGCAGAGGACAAAAUCUGCUGCAUUUCCAAGCUGAAGGUAUUUCUGCUGGCACUGUCACUUGCAUUCCUUGGGAAAACGAUGUCUGGUGCUUACAUGAACAGCAUGUACACACAGAUAGAGAAACAAUUCAAUAUCCCAGCUUCUCUAGUGGGCAUCAUUAAUGGAAGCUUUGAAAUUGGAAACUUGCUGCUGAUAGCAUUCGUGAGUUACUUUGGAGCAAAGCUUCACAGACCCAGAAUAAUUGCCUUGGGCUGCACAAUUCUGUCCUUUGGAUGUCUUUUGAUAUCACUUCCUCAUUUUCUGUUUGGAAGCUAUCAUAUUGAAAGCAGCAUUUCACAACAAGAAAAUUUUUCAGUGGUGCCUCUAUGCCUUGUUAAUCAAAACUUGUCCUCUUUGCCUACAGAGGAACCAUCAGCAGAAUGUGAAAAAGAGCCUGGGUCCUUGCUGUGGAUAUUUGUGAUGGUUGGAAACAUAGUGCGAGGAAUGGGUGAAACUCCCAUCAUGCCUUUAGGCAUUUCCUACUUGGAGGAUUUUGCCAAAGCAGAGAAUUCACCUUUCUACCUGGCAUGUCUACAUACAUCAACUGUAAUCGGCCCCUUCCUUGGUUUAUUGUUGGCUUCAUUCUGUGCAGAGCUGUUUGUUGACAUUGGAUCAGUAAGUGCAGAUGAGAUAACUAUAACAGCUACUGAUGCCCGCUGGGUUGGAGCAUGGUGGCUGGGCAUUUUGAUUUGUGCACUGCUAAACCUUCUUGUGGGAAUACCAUUUUGGUUUUUGCCCAAGUCACUUGUGAAGGAAGGUGAAAUCAAUGAACCUGAAGAGGCAAGUGAAAAAAGUGUAGCGCCAUUGCAAGAAAAUGAUAAAAUUGAAACCAAACAGACCAUGUAUGAAAUUGCUAAAGAUUUCAUCCCCUUCCUCAAGGCUCUGUUUCACAACCCUGUGUACAUGUUAUUUAUAUGCAUAACUGUGUUACAGUUCAGUGCCUUUGAUGGCAUGAUAUCCUUCAUGCCCAAAUAUCUGGAACAGCAGUUUGGAAAAUCUGCAUCAGAUGCCAUCUUUUUAAUUGGUGUUUACAACUUACCAGUUCUAUGCGUUGGGUAUUUUUCUGGCGGCUUAUUCAUGAAGAAAUUCAAGAUAAAUAACUAUCAGGCUGCGAACAUAGCAUUUUGGGUAUCUUUACUGGAAUACCUUCUCUACUUUGCUGCCUAUUGGACUGUCUGUGAUACCUCACCAGUUGCUGGUCUAACAGUUUCCUAUCAAGGAAUAGAGCAAGUUUCAUAUGCAGAAAAUACUCUACAGGCUGUCUGCAACAUGGAUUGUGAUUGCCCACUUAAAAUAUGGGACCCUGUUUGUGGGAGCAAUGGAAUCACUUAUGUGUCACCUUGUCUUGCUGGGUGUAAAUCCUCAAGAGGAACUGGAAGAAGUGUGGUUUUUGAAAACUGCACCUGUGUUGCAGCCUCAGGAUUUUCAUUGCAAAACAUCUCUGCAACUCUUGGCCAGUGUGAUGGACAUGAAAACUGUGACAAGAUGCUCCAUUAUUUCUUAAUAUUGUCAUUAGUCUGCAGCUUCAUUUUUUCCUUAGCAGCCAUGCCUGGAUACAUGGUCUUGAUAAGGUCUCUAAAGCCUGAAGAGAAGUCGUUUGGAGUGGGUAUCCAUGGGCUGGCUUCAAGAGUGUUUGCUGGAAUUCCAUCUCCCAUUUAUUUUGGAGCUUUGAUAGAUACCACUUGCUUGAAGUGGGGUACUAUGACUUGUGGUGGAGAAGGAGCAUGUAGGAUGUAUGAUAUUGUCACCUACAGGUGGCUCUAUCUUGGCCUGCCAGCAGUGUUACGUGGAGUGUCCUACAUUCCAAGCACACUAGUUCUCCUCAUUUUAAAGAAGAAACUGAAAUCUGAAAAGCCAGUCUUAAUAAAUGCCCCAAUAGAAAUGCAGGAUCAAGAACAAGAAGCAGUGAAAUAGCAUUUCGCAGAAGGACGUGUUGGGAAAAAAACAUUGCUGGGUAAAUAUUGGAUAUAUCCUUGUGAAAAAAGUUGUACUUUAACUAAUGAACGCUUGGACAGAGAUGAAUAGAAUUACACAUAGUUGUAUCCUACUUACAUUAUACAAGUAUCAGUUUGUAAACACGAGGCAUGAGAAAAAUGUUUGGUGCAAAAGAACAAGGGCUAGAAAUAAGAAAACUUAUGAAAUGCCAGGUUUGAGUUGUCUGAGCAAAGGGCGGUGAAGAAGAAACGUGUGUUUAGUCCUGUUUCACGGAAAAUAGAGAGAAUUUUGCAUUUGACCCCGAGCGAUGCCAGAUUUCAUCUUGGAAUUCUCACGUGGUUUCUGUCAGUCUCUCUCAUUGACUGUAGUCAGCAUUUGCAACUUCUUCAGGCCCCAGUUUUCCAUAAAUUUAUUUAAUGAUAUUAUUAGUCCUUUCUGGCAGGGAUUGUUUGUUAUUCUGCAUUGCAUAGGUGGCCAAUAUAUUGGAAACCUGGUUUAUGACAUGGUCUGGGUGUUGUGGUUAUGAUAACAAAUUAAAAAAUUACAUUUUUAAAAA